Molecule: messenger RNA, 717 nt
Organism: Psylliodes chrysocephalus
Lineage: Eukaryota; Metazoa; Arthropoda; Insecta; Coleoptera; Chrysomelidae
Source: the annotation of a GenBank genome assembly
AUGGAGAGAUACUUAACCACAUCUAGUUUAACUGGGCAUGAUAUUGAACAAAAAUCACGAUCAUCAUAUGAAUCUAUGAACAUGGACAAACAAGAAAUUGAGUCAAGCCAUAGCGAAGAUGAGGAUGCGACCACAACUGUCAGAACUGGUACUCAAAUAAAUGAUCAUGCAAUAAUAACUAAACGUAGGAAGAUAUACAAACAACAAUUUAUAAAAUCUUGGGAAAGUAAAUAUACUUGGCUAACAAGAGACUGUAACGGAAGGUCUAACUUGGUGUUUUGUAAGUGUUGUAACAAAACUAUAACUUGCAACAUAAGCCACAUUAAACGGCAUGAACUAACUAAAUUACACAAAAAAAAUUACAACAAGUCUGUUAGUACGCCAAAAUUGGAAACAUUACAGGUUUUCAGUGAAUUUGAAACUUUAAAUAAGAAGACAAAACAAGCUGAACUUAUUUUAUUGAUGUUCCUGCAUGAGCAUAACCUGCCAUUUUUAUUGAUGGACCAUAUGCCAAAGAUGUUAAGUGCAACUUUUCCAGAGUGUGAGGUAAUAAAAAAUUUAAAAUGCAGUAGAACAAAGGCUACAGAAAUAACAAAACAAUGUUUAGCUAAGGAAGCUCUAGAUAUUAUUCAGCAAGAAACCCAGAACAAUUUAUUUUCAAUAAUAAUCGACGAAACAAUGAUAUUUCUACCAAACAAUCUCUUGCUGUUAUUAUAA